This is a messenger RNA of Medicago truncatula (barrel medic), 2700 nucleotides long. Its product is annotated as protein STRUBBELIG-RECEPTOR FAMILY 8. Gene Ontology annotation, molecular function: protein binding; protein kinase activity; ATP binding. NCBI's taxonomy places the organism in Eukaryota, Viridiplantae, Streptophyta, Magnoliopsida, Fabales, Fabaceae. The transcript has 16 exons. Gene Ontology annotation, biological process: protein phosphorylation. The record is from RefSeq and is a predicted model, not a curated record. The coding region runs from base 248 to 2437 and encodes 729 amino acids.
CUCAACACAACACACACUAUUGAGCUUGUUCCUUUUAAUUUCUUGUUCUCUCUCUCUCUCUCUCUUCAUUACUCUUCCAAGCUUCGAAUCUAUCUCUCUCUGUCUCUUUCUUUAAUGGCUUUGCCUUGUACAACCAGUCACGAUCUGAAUAAUAAACUCAACUACUCUUCUUCUUCUUCUUCUUUGUCCUCUCUUGUUCUUCUUCUUCCAUGUUUCUCUUCUUCUUGCAUGUUCUCUUCUUCCUCAUAUGAAUGAACCACACUUUUCUUGUCUUUUCACUUCUCAAACUACAAUGGCGCAUACCAUUUUUCUCUUUCUUGCUUCAUUCUCUUUCUUCCUUGCUGCUUUUCCUCUUUCUCUUGCUAACACUGACCCUACUGAUGUUCAAGCUCUCGAGGUCAUGUACAAUGCAGUGAAUAAUCCAACUGAACUAACCGGUUGGACAAUUGGGGGUGGCGAUCCAUGUGGAGAUUCAUGGAAAGGGAUAACUUGUGAGGGUUCAUCUGUUGUUUCAAUUGAUCUCUCUGGUUUAGGACUCCAUGGAACUCUUGGAUACUUGCUUUCAGACCUCAUGUCACUCAGAAAGCUUGACUUGAGUGACAACAAGAUCCAUGAUCAAAUUCCGUAUCAGUUGCCACCAAAUCUUACUAGCCUAAAUCUUGCAAGAAAUAACUUAACUGGAAAUCUUCCGUAUUCCUUUUCUGCCAUGGUUUCACUCACUUAUCUGAAUGUGAGCAAUAAUGCACUCUCCUUGCCAAUCGGAGAAGUUUUUGCUAAUCAUUCCCAUCUUGAUACCCUGGAUUUAUCAUUUAAUAACUUUUCUGGGGAUCUUCCACCUUCAUUUGCUACACUGUCCAGUCUCUCUUCUCUUUUCUUGCAGAAGAACCAAUUGACUGGCUCUCUUGGUGUUCUUGUUGGUUUGCCUUUAGAUACUUUAAAUGUUGCAAAGAAUAAUUUCAGUGGAUCGAUACCUCCUGAGCUUAAAUCUAUCAAAAAUUUCAUAUAUGAUGGAAAUUCUAUCGAUGAUGGCCCUGCACCUCCUUCGACAGAAUCUACUUCACCUCCACCUCGUGAACCUGAUAAAAGUAAUCCUCACUCCGGGUCUGGUUCACAUCCUAAAAGACAUGGUUCUGAUGAUAAAAAAUCUGAUGACCAUAAGGGAACGUCACCGGGGGCCAUUGUAGGGAUUGUUUUAGGUUCAGUGUUGGUGUCUUCUGUUGUGCUAGUUGCUAUUGUUUUCUGUAUCCGAAAGCUAAAAGGGAAGGAAAAGGGUGCAAGAACUUCAAACGGGAGCCUUCCUCCUGGAAUCAUCAAUGUAACUCCUCAAAUGCAAGAGCAAAGGGUGAAAAGUGCUGCAGUUAUUACAGAUCUCAAACCUCGUCCUCCUGCAGAAAAUGUGACGAUGGAUAGGAUGCCUAUGAAAAGUGGAUCUGUAAAGCAGAUGAGGUCUCCCAUCACUUCCACAUCGUACACAGUUGCUUCGCUCCAGAGUGCAACAAAUAGCUUCAGUCAAGAAUUUAUUAUUGGUGAAGGUUCUCUUGGUCGAGUUUACAAGGCUGAAUUCCCAAAUGGGAAGAUUAUGGCCGUCAAGAAGAUUGACAACGCAGCACUGUCUUUACAAGAGGAAGACAAUUUUCUUGAAGCCAUUUCUAAUAUGUCACGCUUGCGGCAUCCGAACGUUGUUACACUUGCUGGAUAUUGUGCAGAACAUGGCCAGCGGCUUCUAAUUUAUGAAUAUAUUGGAAAUGGAAAUUUACAUGACAUGCUCCAUUUUGCCGAAGAAAGCAGUAAAGCUUUACCUUGGAAUGCUCGUGUACGCAUAGCUCUUGGCACCGCCCGGGCCUUAGAGUACUUGCACGAAGUUUGCUUGCCCUCUGUUGUACAUAGAAAUUUCAAAUCAGCAAAUAUAUUACUCGACGAGGAGCUCAAUCCUCACCUGUCUGACUGUGGCUUAGCUGCUCUGACACCAAACACUGAGAGACAGGUAUCAUCAACUCAGAUGGUCGGUUCAUUCGGUUAUAGUGCACCUGAAUUUGCAUUAUCAGGAGUAUACACUGUAAAAAGCGAUGUUUACAGCUUUGGCGUGGUUAUGCUAGAACUUUUAACUGGUCGGAAGCCACUUGACAGUUCACGAGUUCGAGCUGAGCAGUCACUUGUGAGGUGGGCUACACCGCAGCUCCAUGAUAUAGAUGCCUUGUCAAAAAUGGUCGAUCCUUGUUUGAAUGGCAUGUACCCUGCAAAGUCGCUGUCACGCUUCGCUGAUAUCAUUGCCCUCUGCGUUCAGCCGGAACCCGAAUUUCGACCUCCAAUGUCUGAGGUGGUGCAAGCAUUGGUCCGGUUAGUGCAACGAGCAAGUGUGGUUAAAAGGAGACCAAGUGAUGAAUCUGGUUUUGGUCACAAGACCCCGGACCAUGAGGCCAUGGACAUAUCAUUUUAAAUGUUUUUGCCUCUUAAGUUUUAACUUUUUUUGGCAAUUUUGUGUAAAGUGGUGAAGCUAUUAUUCGGCUGAAAAAAAAUUAUAGGGCACAGGAAAGAGUAGAAGUUUGUGAAAAAAUGUACCAAACAUAUUCAAGAUAUUUGUAAUUAGUGUGUUUGAAUUUUUCACACACCAUCAAAUACUUUGGAAAAUAAUAAACUGUAUAUUUAACUUGUUAUGGUGUAAUAUAAUGUAAUUUUAAGCCAUUCACAUGUUGAUGGAAA